Molecule: messenger RNA, 546 nt
Organism: Colias croceus (clouded yellow)
Lineage: Eukaryota; Metazoa; Arthropoda; Insecta; Lepidoptera; Pieridae
Exons: 2
Coding region: 177-542 (121 amino acids)
Source: RefSeq, a predicted model, not a curated record
CCCUAGAUUACUAACCUUCGUCGAUUCGACGACGCGUCACCAAAAAAAUCGCGAUAACUUUUACGCGCGCGACCGUAUGGUUUUCUAAUUUCAGCUAAUCUCAACCGACCCGUUGCGCUUGCGAUGGACGGUAGUGUUUUUUGCGAGGAAGGCCCACACGUGCUGUUCUAGAAACCAUGGCUCGUCACAUCGACGAAGAUAAGAUUCAUUUUUUAUUAUUAGAAGUCAAAAGCAAUGAGGUAAAUUCAUCUGCGAGAGAGCCUGAAGACCACAUUAAGGCUGAUCCAGUGCAUGAAAUGGAGGAUGAUGAUGAAGUUUCUAUUGUAAAUGAAGAGCAAUUUCCAGAUCAAGAUUAUGAGGCAAGUAGUAAUACAUCUCCGCAACGUUCAAUUGAAGACGCGACACCUAGCACUUCAGCUGACCCUAGCGAUUUGAUUAUAAGACCAUCGCGUCCCAUUCUUCUUGGGAAAGAUAAACACAUAUGGUCAUCAGAACAGUCAAGGUCACAAAGCAGAAGACCUUCAAGGAACAUAGAUACAUAAGACG